UUCACUCGGCGAGACGAUGAGCGAUGGCAAUAGAAAACAAAAGCGCCGGCGGUGAGGAUUUCGACUCGGUCUUUUUCGACUCCCUGGAGCUGUCGUCGCCGUGCCGAGUCUUUAAAAUUAUCGUCAUCGGAGACACCAGCGUGGGGAAGACGUGUUUGACGUCCAGGUUCUGCGGCGGCUCUUUUCUGAACAACCCCGAGGCGACCAUCGGCGUUGACUUCAGGGAGAGGACACUGGAGCUCCAUGGAGAAGUCGUUAAGUUGCAGAUCUGGGACACGGCAGGCCAGGAGCGUUUCAGGAAGAGCAUGGUGGAGCACUACUACCGCAGCGCGCACGCCGUCAUCUUCGUGUACGACGUCACCAGCCUGGCCACCUUCCAGAGCGUCCCCGACUGGAUCGAGGAGUGCGGCCGUCACGCCGUGGGGGCGCUGGCGCCACGCGUGGUGGUGGGCAACAAGUGCGACCUGCGGGACCGCCGCGAGGUGCCCACGUCGGCGGCGCAGCGCCUGGCCGACGCGCACGACAUGCCCCUCUUCGAGACGUCGGCCAAGGACCCCGCCGAGAAGGAGCACGUGGACGCCAUUUUCCUGACGCUGGCCUACAGGCUCAAGAGCUGCAAACCUCUGAGACUGAAGCCGCCCUCGGAGAGCGACGUCGGGCAUCUGUGGAAAGCCAGACAGCAGGAAGCGCUAACCUGUCGGUGCUGAUCGUGUUAGCUUCCUAACACGAGCUUCCUGUGACACUUCACAAACAGAGGGACACGUUUGCACUAUAUAUAUCUAUGAAUUGCCUGCACAAAUAUAUAGGUGUGGCAAAUAUAUUUUGUAGCUUACAAAAGUACAAUUGGGUGCACUUGAUUUUUUUUACAGUUGAACCUCCAAAGUGAUUGAUUGUGUGAUAUUUGGGUUAAGUUGUUCCAUUAUCAAAGUGUAAUUCUAGCUAAUUUUUGAGUAGCAUUUUAACAGUAUCAAUUGUCUAAGCAAUUGCAAUUUCAGCAAUUCUAUUUUUUUAUUUUUUUUGAGGGACUACCCUCACCCUGAACUGUUCGCCAGUCAAGCCCACGUCACAGAUAAACAACUAUUUACACCCACGGACAAUUUAGUCUUCAAUAAACCUGACAUGCAUGUU
Molecule: messenger RNA, 1128 nt
Organism: Phycodurus eques (leafy seadragon)
Lineage: Eukaryota; Metazoa; Chordata; Actinopteri; Syngnathiformes; Syngnathidae
Product: Ras-related protein Rab-33B-like
Exons: 2
Coding region: 24-707 (227 amino acids)
Biological process (GO): Rab protein signal transduction
Cellular component (GO): Golgi apparatus; endosome
Molecular function (GO): GTP binding; GTPase activity
Source: RefSeq, a predicted model, not a curated record